AUGGGUCUUCAUGAACAAUUCCCAGCGUAUGGUGGGCGUGGCCCUGGCGACCUGCGCCUUGGUCUCGCCCUGGGUUCUCUUGCUACUGUCGUCAUGGCCAUGCGUGUGUAUGUGAGGUUGCGGGUAAACAAGUUUGGCACGACUGCCUUAAUUUGGUCUCUGAUGGCCUGGAUGUUCACAGCCAUCACCCAAAUCCUCGGCAUCAUCUCCGUCCUCCAUGGCCUAGGGAACCACAUCACCAUCGUCACAAAAACCGGCGAACUACACAAUUUCCUUCUUUUCACCUGGAUCACUGUGUUCUUUUUCAACCUCGCUAUUCCCACGGGAAAGGUUGCUGUGGCUGCGUUCCUGAUUGAGAUGAACGGUCAAAGCAAUCCUAAGAUCCGUCGCAGUCUGAUCAUCCUCGCCGUGGCCAACAUCAUCCUCAACAUCCCCCAGGUCCUGAUGGUGUGGUUCCAAUGCACGCCAGUGGAUGCCCUCUGGGAUCCUCUUCGUCAGAGCCACUGCGACCACCGGAAAAGUGUCUACUACACGUACUUUGUCGGGGCCGUGGCGGCCUUCUCGGACUUUUAUCUGGCCAUCAUCCCCAUCAACAUGCUGAUGCCUCUCCGCAUCGACCGCAAACUGAAAUGGGGUCUGAGCUUCCUGAUGGGCUGCGGUAUAUUCGCCGGAGUAGCAGCCAUUGUCCGGACCUGGGCCGCCAAGUUCAUUUUGAGUGACGACUCAUCCUACGGUGUCGGUGUCCUCUUCCGCUGGGGCGAAAUCGAAGAAUGGGUCGUCCUCAUCACCAUGUCCAUCCCCCCGGUGUGGCCGCUCUUCCGGCCCUUCACGCACAAAUUCAUCAAAUCAACCAGCUCUCGCAGCCAACCCCGAAACUACCAACAGCCCUACGGCACAUCUGCCCCCGGAGACCGGGCAUCCCUGGCUCCGCCGCCUCUCGUUACCACCACCAUUUCUAUUUCCUCGUCCAAAGAACCCACCCCGACCAGCGUGCCGGUCGGGGCAUCGUCGGACUCCGUCUCGAAAUAUAGCGAUGACCAUCAAGAGGUUCCGUAUAAUGUCCUCAGCGACAAAAAUAUGGAGGCUGCUUGGGUGCAGCUCUCGGACUUGGAGAAGAAUCCGUACCCACAAUAA
Messenger RNA from Penicillium alfredii, 1134 nucleotides. RefSeq lists its product as uncharacterized. The record is from RefSeq and is a predicted model, not a curated record. Lineage: Eukaryota; Fungi; Ascomycota; Eurotiomycetes; Eurotiales; Aspergillaceae. The transcript is spliced from 4 exons. The coding region runs from base 1 to 1134 and encodes 377 amino acids.